Messenger RNA from Tauraco erythrolophus (red-crested turaco), 443 nucleotides. It is a transcript of the gene GIP, whose product is annotated as gastric inhibitory polypeptide. The record is from RefSeq and is a predicted model, not a curated record. Lineage: Eukaryota; Metazoa; Chordata; Aves; Musophagiformes; Musophagidae. Gene Ontology annotation, cellular component: extracellular region. Gene Ontology annotation, molecular function: glucagon receptor binding; hormone activity. Gene Ontology annotation, biological process: response to starvation; regulation of fatty acid biosynthetic process; regulation of insulin secretion.
AUGUCUUUCAAAGUCCUCUCUCUGCUCCUCGCUUCUCUGGGCUUUGUUUUGAUGGAAGAGAACGUCUCAGGCGUAAGCAUAAAGGCUCCCAGUGCUAGACCAGUGCAAAGACGCUACUCUGAGGCCACCCUGGCAAGCGACUACAGCCGCACCAUGGACAACAUGCUGAAGAAGAACUUUGUGGAAUGGUUGCUAGCCAGACGGGAGAAGAAAAGCGACAACACCAUCGAGUCAUACAAGAGAGAAGCUGAGCCCCAAGUGUCGGCUGGGAAUGGGCAAAGAUCGGACCAGGACACCCAGGAAGCCAAAGACCUCUUCGCUUGGCUCCUGAAAUCCAAGAAAAAUCAGAGUUUUACUACUCCAGAAGGUCCAGAAGGUUUGAAGGACGUUUUGAACCAGGAGUUUCUGACAUGGCUGAUGUCAACUGAUCUCUGCAGACCAAC